Chara braunii is the source of this 1685-nucleotide messenger RNA. NCBI's taxonomy places the organism in Eukaryota, Viridiplantae, Streptophyta, Charophyceae, Charales, Characeae. The record is from the annotation of a GenBank genome assembly.
GUGAGGCGGUUUCAGUGAGUUUGGUGAUAUGGGUAUGCCCCCAGGAGAGAGCGUGGGUCUUCCCCGUGGAGAGAGCGAGUCCCGUGGGGACAUCAGUGUGGGUAUGCAGGCCUUAUUGGGACAGAUCAACUUCCUGGACCCGAACAGUUUCUCCCCUGCCAUGCGCAAAGAGGUGAUGUCGGGGGAAGAGGGAGACGAGGAUCGCACACCUUUUGGAGAGACAUCUGAGGAGAGGUUGGAUAGGCUUGAGAGUCGUCGAGCAUGCCUCAUGGCGCAGAGGGACCCCAGGACGCAGGAGCUCGCCCGUCUUGCGGCCGAGGACCGACAGAGGCAGCUGGGGACAUAUACGACGACGUCUGUUGAUGUGGGGCCAGCUGCCCACACGGAUACUCCUCCAGAGGUUCACGACACGACGCAGCGGGAGGCGGCUUCGGCAGAGGUUUCAAGUACGGGAGUAGAUGUUCAGCAGGGGACGCACGAGAGCGGGUUGGCACCGACAGAGGAGCCACGUUCGGAGCCGGCGCAGCCUUCUGCCGUGCAGCUGAGGCUAGAGGAGACAUUGCAGCAGGUCGCGGGCGUGCCUCUGCCCACGGGUUCAGUUGAGGGUGCCGUGCAUAUGUCCCCGGGUCUGGAGCACAUACAGACGGGGCAGUCAGUGGGCGUUGAUGAUAUUCGCCCAUCGGCGCAGGCGGAGGGGAUAGCGCCGACCACCGGGGGGGACGGGGCCGUAGCGGGGGCCGUUGGUGUUGGCGAGUCGGAGGUGCCGCCCGCGGCCGAUCCGAUGUCCACGUCUGGCGGGGGAGACCCCACACAGGCACUGUUUUUGGAGGGUUAUGGGCUUCCUGCACAUGGCGGUGGCCCGGUCGAGGAGCGACGUGUAGGCAGGGGCGCGUGCAUACCCCCGGUCCCUACUUUUGCGCCGUCAGGGACGAGGCCGGAGAUUAGGCAUGUGGCUACGCCUCGAGGCAGCCUCCCUUUUGGUUUUAUGACCGCUGAGGAGUUGGAGGACCACGGCAGGAGGGAUUUGACGGAGAUCGACCAGCGUGUUUUGAGGUCAGUCCCCGAGGAGGGGAAGCUUCCUCACCUGCAGGACUUAUCUUGGGGGCCCGCCAGCCCCAGCUUACCUUCUGGGUGUUCCAUCGCAGCGCCAUCUGGCGGGGCUGCAGGGGGCUUACCUUCUGGAGGUUCCGUCGCAGCGGCAUCGGCCGGGGCCGCAGGGGACUUACCUUCUGGAGGUUCGAUCGCAGCGCCAUCAAGAGGUGCCGCAGGCCCUUCGUCACCCUUGAGCGCAGCUCCGAGGGAGGGCGGCAGCCUCACCCCGAGGUCGGUUGCCCGUAGAUGGAGAGACACUACCCAGCGUGCGCGGAAGUUGUUGGACACCAUGUUGUUCGGUCGCACAGAUCGACCAUGGAGUGAGACGAGACGGGUGACGACGGCGAGUGUCGGUCGUCAGCCAGGUUUGAGAGGGGUUUCCACGAGCGCGAGACGUCGAGAUGUUGUAGCUGCAGGGUUUGGCGGUAGAGGGGGUGGCGACGGUGGCAGUGGUGGCGACGGUGGCAGUGGCGGCGACGGUGGCAGUGGUGGCGACGACGAGCGCAGCGGAUCCGCCGUGGACGUACGGUUCGAGAGAGGUGUCGAUUAUUUUGGAGGAGCCUGAUGUUGUUACACGAUUGAGGCAGGCCCGA